Messenger RNA from Lathyrus sativus (Indian pea), 852 nucleotides. The record is from the annotation of a GenBank genome assembly. Lineage: Eukaryota; Viridiplantae; Streptophyta; Magnoliopsida; Fabales; Fabaceae.
AUGCAAACUCUUCUACCGCCGGCAUCAUGCGCCGGCAGGUUCACGGCGGUUCCACUCUCAGCCUCAUCCAUUUCCGUCCCACGUAUUCACCGAAGACUUCCCAUCCCGAAUUCCUCGCCCUCACUCCCUCUCAAGCUUACCGCUUCUUCUCCCUUUUUCAGUUCCUUCAUUUCUCACCGACCAUGGAAGCUUCCCUUCACCGUAACCGCUUCUUCCCAACCCUCUCCACCUUUCACUCCUUCAAACGAAGAAUCAGACAAAGCAAAACUCGAUCAGGUGUCCAAGAGAUUGGAGAAAACGGCGAGGCAUUUUAAGCGUCUAGGUAGCUUAGGGUUUUGGGGUCAGCUAGUGUGCACCAUUGUAUCAGCUGUCAUACUGUCGUUUUCGGUAAUCGUUACCGGAAAAGUCACUUCGCCGGCAACAUUUUAUGCGACAGCCGGUGGAAUAGCGGCUGCAUUCAUUUCAGUGUUUUGGUCCUUUGGCUAUAUCCGGCUCUCCGAGAGGCUUCGCAGGACUGCAAACGAUCCUACCAAGGCACCCCCUCGAUCUGAUGUUGUGAAAAGCUUACAAAAUGGUAUAGUAUUGAACCUUUUGGGGAUGGGUGCUGCUAUUCUCGGUAUGCAAGCCACGGUUGGAUUCUUGGUUGCAAAGGCUCUAACUUCCUCUGCCAACCCAUAUUAUCAGGGGAUCGCUCCUGGUUCAAGCCCUGUUCUUGCGUUAGAUGUCUUUUUGGUGCAGGCUUCGGCAAACACAAUUCUCUCUCAUUUCCUUGGGCUUCUUUUCUCACUGGAAUUGUUGAGAUCGGUCACAUUGCCGCCUUCAGAAGCUCUUCCAUUUCUCAAGUUUGCAUAA